Messenger RNA from Bicyclus anynana (squinting bush brown), 4088 nucleotides. RefSeq lists its product as uncharacterized. The record is from RefSeq and is a predicted model, not a curated record. Gene Ontology annotation, cellular component: membrane. NCBI's taxonomy places the organism in Eukaryota, Metazoa, Arthropoda, Insecta, Lepidoptera, Nymphalidae. The transcript is spliced from 9 exons. Bases 6 to 1463 code for a protein of 485 amino acids.
UAAGCAUGGUCACUUUAUCAUCAAGACGUCGAAGCAUGCAAACGUUGCUAGCUCUUCUCGCCGUGGCGCUCGCGUGCGCGCUUGCCCGCCCACCAGCUGUCGCGGAGGCCCCUCCGGAAAAUCCAGCAGGGCCUCCACAGCAGGGGGUCCCGAAGCCGUAUCCGCGUGGUCUCCUGACCGAAUACGCCGUUCCAAAAAUCGUGAUACCCCGCUACAUCGGCAACGAAGAGAAGAUUCGCAAUGAAUUACCUCCGGGUAGUGACCUCAUUGACCAGGAAUUACGUUUAAUUAAGAAAAUAAGAGAAUUAGAACGCAGUUCUUAUCCUAAUUACGAGCGUUGGGCACAGAAAGAGGUGGAAACGCCUACAGGCCAACUGGACAAUGCUCCAUAUCGAAUGAGAAUUGAACUGAAGACUUACCCAGACCAAAAUGAUGUGAAUUUGUUAGAGACACCUUUUAGAGAUUUCUUGGGUCAAUUGACGAAUAAGAACGAAGCGAAUGCGAAUAACGAAUACUUUAUGAAUUAUCCAUCUAACGAUGCUAAUGAAGGUAACCAACCCAAUGAAGGUAUUCAAGACAAUGAAGGUAAUCUAGCAAAUGAGGGUAAUGACGCCAAUCAAAAAACUGAUGCCGAUAACGACAGUGAUAAGAAAUAUCGGUUUGCGAUCACGCCUCUCGAAUUAGCUUUUUUCCAAAAUGAUAAUGUUCAGGAGAAUGCGACUCCUAAGGAAGAAGAGGAAGUUGAAUCUAUUACUGUAGAUGCAGUGAUAGAACAACGAAAAACGCGACAAAACCCUAACCUCAGCAAAACCAAGACUCUUAUCUCCGAGCACGUGGACAGACUUCGCACCGGCUUGUCUAAUAAGGACUACCGUAUACCUGUCUCGUUACUGCCAACUAAUCUACGCUGGUUGAAAAUAAACCGUCCUAACGAACUUGAGGAGAGCACUCGCGAAGACGUCGAAGGUACACCUAAGCCGCAUAACAUUCAUAUACUGGAGACUCCUUCGGAGGACGCCUCGGAUUCCAUAUACAGUGUUGCUCUGAUAGCGGCUGUUGGCGCUGCGCUCACUGUAACCAUCAUCGGGUUGGCCUUCGGAUGGUACACUUUAUCAAAGAAGGCAAAAGCGGCCGCGGAGGUCGACUAUCCUGCUUACGGAGUAACAGGGCCGAGCGUGGAUAGCUCUGGUGAUAAGAAGCUGGCCCAAUCGGCCCACAUCUAUCACUACCAGCAUCAGAAGCAGCAAAUUAUUGCUAUGGAGAGGAACGGCAUGGAUCGCAAUGGCUCAAUAUCAGACCCGGAAUCCGAAGAUGAAAAUGAGGAAGGCGACUACACUGUUUACGAAUGCCCCGGAUUUGCUACCACUGGUGAUAUGGAAGUAAAGAAUCCACUCUUCAAAGAAGAGGGAACACCCGCCACACCUGCAAAGGUCAAUGGCGAAAAAUCUGAGCCUAAAGAAUAAUUGUUACCCCUUCGCCGAAAUGGCGUGCCCCGACGUUCGAGAGUAAACCUUCUAUCACCGCUAUUUCUGUUAAGGCAUUUUGGCACCCCUAACUUCAUUAUACACCUCAUGACACGGAACAAUCUUCUUUAAAGGAUCAUCUAAUAACACAAUGCUUCAGGAAAUUUAUUUUACAUUGCGUAUAGGAUUUUGUUGGAUAUAAACGGGGCAAAAACACAGCAUGUGAUCGGCGAAGCAGUUCAACGAGUACCAUUGCGUCAACGUAGUGUGUUUAAAGGACACUAAUAAUAGUGAAACAUUAAAAUAGAUUUAAUCUACGACUCUGGCCUGAUCAAAACUGUAGAUUUAAAUACCUCUUUUAGGAAAUUCGAUUGUAGAUUUAUUGUUAAUAUUUCUUUGACAGCUAUAAUGGAGUUCUGAGUGAAUGCGUAAUAAUGGCCUAUUGUAGUGAUUGAUCUAUUUUUACUUACAGAUUAACUGGUCGUACGAGUAAGAUUGCACAGUAAAGGAAUUUAAGGGAGGAAAUUUGAAGUCAUAUGACCCAUGAUUAACCAUGAUUAUUGAAAAUGUUCGUAGCUCUUCUAUAAAAAGUGUUAAAAAUAAAUAAAUUUUCAUGAUAAUAAUAAUAACGCCGCUUAUGUGAGUAAGUUCUUGUUUGGGCUCUCGAAAGCCGUGCAAGCGGAGAAGCUAAUUUUUUUCUAAUUAUUUGUAAGUAAAUAUUUUUAUACAUUUUGUUUGAAAUGUUGCAAAAUUAUUAGUCCUAGAGACCAGAAACAUAAUAAUUAUAAAUGACCAUUCUACUCAAACUUCUUAUAUACUUCGUCUAUGUGAUACUAUUGGCGAGUCUAACUAAAAUUAAAAGCGCCUCACCACCUCGGUUAGCUAUGUUUGAUCGACUCGCCAUGAUUGUCACAUACAUGAAGUUUGAGCAGUCAUUAAUAAAUAUUUUGUCCAUGGCUAAGAAGUGUAAUAUGAAUCAUAUCGUAAAAACAUUACGUCAGUUUAAUUGUACAUGGUUCAGCAGGUGUCACUUGAUUACAAAUGACCUUUCUUUCCUUUAUUCUCAUAAAAUAUCGCCAACCCUUUACCAGUACUGGAACUCUGUUCAUAUAUGAUAUGAAAAUAUCUCGCGUAUAACAAUAAGAAAUUUCUCUAAACCAUGAUUGCUUGAAACUUACUACUUGAAUUGCAUAGCUAAGUGCGACCUUCCACGUUGUGUUUGCGCCAUUGCCACUGAUGUAAAUUCUGUAAAUCUUACUUUAUAUACUUUAUAGAUUAGCAUGCGGUGCAAUAUAUUAUAACGAAUUAUUAAAAGAUCAACUUUAAUUUAAUUGGGCGGCCUAUAAUGAUAUUAUUCUAACGAUCACGUAACUUACGAAUUUGGUGACAAAUUAUACUUAAUAAAAUUCUAUGUGCCAUGUUUAAAUUGGAAAUUACAGGAAUACAUAGUUUAUUAUACUGUUUGUAGUGGUACUCUUAUAUUAAAUUUGAAUUGUGAACGUCAAUUGCUUCAAUGGAUUAUAAAUAUUAUAUUAUUAUUGUUAUGUAGUAUAUAUAUAUACAAAUAUAUUUAUAUUAAUUCGAAACAUCCUAAAAUGUUAUUUUUAAGUAUAUUUUUAUCUUAGUAUAUAACUUUAAGAAAUUUGUCCAAAUUGUAUCUAUACAAUAUUAACUGCAAUUAUGUAUUAAAUUUGAAAAUAAUUAUUUAAAUAUAUGGAAAGCAGCAACACCAUUCCGAAGAUUACGUUCGUCUUCGAAACAUACAAUAGUUUAGUGAUUUAUAAACAAUUUACACUUCAGAAAAUUGGUCUUUUCAUAAUAAGAAAUUAUAAAGAUUUUUACACAAUUAACUAAUUGAUGAUGCGAACUAACAAUUAAAAAUUUCUAUACUAACUACUUCUUCGCACAAUUUUAUUACGCAUAUGAAUGAAGGGUGCAUUUACAUUAAAAUAAUUAUUACAAUAUACUAUUACUACUACGUUUCUAUAUUUUAAAUAUAUAUUUAUGACGUAGAUAGGAACUUAAAUAUCUAUGUAGAUAAAACGUGUAUUAAUCAUGCUGACAGUAAAAAAUCCAAAAAAAGCAAAAAAAAAACAAAAAAAAACACAAAAAAAUACUUAUUUUAUGAAUAUCCACAUUAUCAAUGUCAGUUUGGUAGAACGAAGUAAGAUUAAGUUUUAUUGAAUCACAUAAUCGUAGUAUAUUAAUAUUUAAUCUAAAUAAAUAAAUUUAAUCUAAAAUAUUAUUAUAGAAAUAUAUUAUAGAAAUAUAUUUAUACGUAUUGACAGGGUUAAGCCCGCAAUAGGUAACUAUUUCUUGAUGUCUUUUUGAUCUACUAAUUCAAAGAAAGUACUAAUUAAUUUUUAUUAAUUGUAUAAGCCUACGAAAUGAAUUAAUUUACAUCCUAAUUACAUAUCUUUAAAUAAUAAAAGUCGCCAAGAAUUAACCUAUAAUUUACUCGUAUAUAAGAUUUCUGUAUAGUCCAGUAGAUUCACACAAAAUUUCACACAUUGUUAUUUUCUCUAUCAAGCGGAGCACCGGUGUGACCCCUGUUUAAUAUGUGUUUAAUUAUAUGCAGUUAUCAAUAUUAAUAAAUAUGUAAUAUAUAUUAUAUGUAUAUAUCAA